AAAAAAACAGACUGGCAGAACGCGAGGCGAGCCUGACAGCAAGUAACCCUGUUGUGUUAUUAUCARUGCUUGUUUGAGUUGAAGCACUGUUUAAAUACUGUUUUCUGCUGCCAAGAUGACAACUGAAUGUAAGACUUGGAUCGCAGGUGUUUUUAUUGGACUUUGAACUCGUUAAUUGUUACAACCUCACGUCUGAACUCGGAAACUCUUGACCCAGUUUCACGUUUUUACUGUGAGUAUGGUGUCAUUUAGCAUAGCCAGGUUAACAAACCGAGUAAAAGCAUUUUAGCAUAAAUAUUGUGAGUAUAGCUUCGCGAAUAUCUAUAAUGUAACUACUGCUGUGCAUGUUUACAUAUGUUUACACAAGUUGUUAUCAAAAAUUUAGCAUAAAAGCUAAGCUAAACAACAGUUAACCUGUAAAGAUUAAUGGUUUGCACGUUACGUCAUUGUUACAGAGGCACACUUUAAACAGUUUAACUUAAGAUAAAAAAAUAAAGGUGUGUCUCGUCUGUUUUGCUUGAUAAGACCACAAAAGAGACCUGGCUUUAAACUAAUUAGCCCUCAGUGACCAUUAUCAUCAUUUUUUUUUUGGUAAAAAUAUAAGUAGAAAUCUUCAUGUGUUCCAAAGAUCAAACUGUAAAGCUAUGGAAGUGGUUCUUGUUUCUGGUUCAGCCUGUUUGGACCACUAGGACAAUGUGAUCAAAUCUAUCAUGAAGCCACAACAGUUUUUUUUAAAAUAAAUAAUAAUAAUAAAAACACGUCAAAACAUUAUUAAGCUGUAAUGGAUUUGUUUUUUUGUUUUUUUAUCUUUGCAAAUCCUCUCCUGAGGAUGAGAUCAUCCUGUGGCCCUGCAGUUCAAAUGCCACAAGUGCAUUUAAACCUCAUCCCCCCCCCUACCCCCCCCGGCACACAUCUGACGGGGCUCUGUUUCAGCGGGAUCUUCCAGUCUGCUGCCUGACUGCUGAUCCGCCUCGCCGCUGAUCGCCUGUUACCUCACGUCCCCAUGUUUCUGUGACAUGAGCGAGUCGGGGACGACAAAGUCACCUAUGGAAGACGAUGAGAUCUCAAGGAUAUCACACGCAACCGUGUCCCCCGCGAGGCAGAACAACCUCGUGUCUGUGUAUCCUGUCCCCUUAUCUGCAAGCUCCUACAGCAUAAUGAGUGCCUUUUGCACCGAGGAUAAUUUUCCUCAGUGCAUUUCUUACAUCAAUCAGGAGCUCGGCUCGUUGGGCCUGUCCACGUGCGUCGAGGCCAGCGCACCAGGGGGAGCCGGCCUAAAUGCAGUGCCCACUCUGAACGCCAUGCAUGAGCUGCUGCAGAUCCACAGACGCACCAUGUGCACUUUAGAGGAGCUGGAGAGGGAACAUCUGAAGAAUUUAAGCACUUUGAAACACGUGCAGACGACUACUUCCACACUCGAGGAUCAGCUGGAAAUGUCCAUAAGGGAGAAAUCGGGGCUGCGUGAGACGGAGCGACAGCUGCAACUCAAAAUUAAAACUCUGCAGAGUUGCUUAAAAACUGAAAAAGAUGAGGUCCAAAAGCUCCAGAAUAUCAUCGCCAGCCGUGCCUCACAGUACAGCCAUGACGCCAAAAGGAAAGAGAGAGACGCUGCAAAGCUGAAGGAACGCCUCAGUCACUUAUUGGUGGAUAGAAAGGAUAAGAAACUUGCCAUCGACAUGCUGAAUUGCUUGGGCCGAUCCGACGGGAAAAGGAGCCUCUGGAGGAAUGCGAAGGCAACAGCCAGCCAUGAGGGUGAGAUGUACAAAGCUUUGCUGUGUGGCUAUGAGGCGAGCCAGAAGGCCCUGGUUCUGGAGAACGCCGAGCUCAAAAAGGUCCUCCAGCAGAUGAAGAAGGAAAUGGUGCACAUCCUGAGUCCACGCCAGGCCUCUGCCAAAGGAGCCACGGCUGAUGAAGAGCAGGUGGAUUCGGACAGAGAGGAGAAGCUGGGCGACUCGAGCAGGGAAUCUCUGGACCAAUCCUGCGAGCACGUCAGGGAGCAGCUCAUCAACAGCAUCCGUCAGGAGUGGAGGAAACUGAAGGACCACGUGGAGAAAUUAGACAGCCAAGCCUCUCAAGUGGCGUAUGCAGAGACGAUCCCUUUAGAGACUCACGAGGAUGAGAUGGAGAGAAUGAGGGGGGAGGUCCUGCAAUGCAAAGAGUUCAUUCAAGCACAACAGCAACUUCUGCAGCAACAAUUAAACGCAUCAUUUGACGACGAGACGGCGGCUUUUCUUAACGACUGCUACACACUGGAGGAGAAGGAGCGCCUCAAAGUGGAGUGGAGGCUCUUUGAGGAGCAGAAGAGGAACUUUGAGAAAGAGAGGAAGAACUUCACAGAGGCUGCUAUUCGCCUUGGCCGGGAGAAAAGGGCCUUUGAGGAAGACCGCGCCGCUUGGCUGAAAAAUCACUUUUUAAGCAUGACUCCUUUUACAGAUCGCAGGAGAUGGUCCUCAUCAGAUUGUCAAAGUGCCUUAUCAGUUAAAAGUGAAUCAGAGAUCAGCAUGUCUUCAAUAAAAUCUCCGAAGGCAAAGUCGUCAACCUACACUGCAUUUUCUACUCCCAAACCUUCACGAAGCACUACUACACCAUCUACCGCUGAUCUGUACCGAACGCUCUGCCUCAUACCAGAAAGCAGUUCAUCAAGACACUCAAGUCGAGGGAGCUGGCCUGAGUCUAGCCCAGUUGAAGAUGGGGAAAGACGGAUCAAAUCUAAAAGAGUUCAUUGCAGUGAUGACUUGAGUAUUUUCACAUUUAGUGAAGAAGACAACCUCGCUUAAAGAUCAGUGCCUGUUUUGCUGGAUUUUUUUUUUCCUUUGCAGUAGACUUUAGCAUAGAUCUGUGGAUCUUUCAGCAAAAACGAGCGUUUUGUUUUCCACAGGUGCACAUCAUUCUUCAAAGCUACUCAAACAAGAAAGCACUUUAUGCAGUCUGCCACUGUUCAUGUCUUCCCCUCAUUGAUCAACACUGUUUAGAGAUUGUAAGCUGUGCUCAUUGUAUGAAGAAUCACUUUUUAAAUUUUUUGUUUUAACUUAUUUAAAUGUAUAUCUUAGAUUUUAAGUAAAUUAUAUACUGAUUCUAUCAAAUGACAUUUUUUUGCUAAAUAAAUGGUGUAAUUUUUUCCUUUU
Austrofundulus limnaeus is the source of this 3125-nucleotide messenger RNA. RefSeq names its product synovial sarcoma, X breakpoint 2 interacting protein a (gene ssx2ipa). Gene Ontology annotation, cellular component: centriolar satellite; ciliary basal body. Bases 1017 to 2777 code for a protein of 586 amino acids. Gene Ontology annotation, biological process: intraciliary transport involved in cilium assembly. NCBI's taxonomy places the organism in Eukaryota, Metazoa, Chordata, Actinopteri, Cyprinodontiformes, Rivulidae. The record is from RefSeq and is a predicted model, not a curated record. The transcript has 14 exons.